AUGUCGACUAGCAAAGGAGAUACGAUGUUUGGCAGCUCAAAACUGUCGAGUUUGGAGGACGAUUUCAGUUAUGGAGUCACUGUUGCCCAGACGAACAUCAAUAUCCGUCUUGGUUAGUGUUACAGAAUGUUUCAUAGCUUUUUUUUCCUAUGACGAUUUUCGUCAGAAUGUUUCUCUCCUGGAAGAUCGAUAGGGAGUUUGAAAGUGAAACUCUUUUUGUUUGAUGAUGACUUACUGUUGUUACUAGAAAUUGUGAAGAAUUUUUUUUGAGAAGAGAGCGGAAAUAGCCAGAUAGAUUUUUAAUGUUUACACAUUUUUAAUCAAACUAAAAUUUUUGUGUUCUUAUUCUGAAGAUGAAUGAUGGUAUACAUUAUUUCUGUGUACACGUCAUUUUUUAUAUACCUCGUUUGGAGUUUUGGCAGAUUUUCGCAGUUCUUACUGUAUUUUAAGUGGGCUAUGAUGAAUUGUGCAAAGCAAGCUCUUCUAUUUUUCCGUAACAUGAAACUACAUGUAGAACACAUGAUAGUCACUGUAUAUAUGUUAAUUUUGUGGGAAGGUGAUAGAUGAGCACAUAAGCUAUUAUUAUUUUCACCUGAAACUUCAAUAAAAGCAAAAAUAAUUAAUAUUCCAGUUCUUCAAUGCGUAGUUGCUUGCUUGCUUUAUUGUUUCCUUGAAAAUUAUAUUAGCGGUAAGAAUUGUAGAGGUAUUAAUUUUGUCAGAGAGAUUUUCUCUUCUAUGACCUGCAAGGCUUCCAGAGCAACACAGCAGGGUCUUGAAAGCACCCCUAAUUUUGCUUAUAUACACUGUAUGCCUGUCUAGAACAAGUUUGGUGGCGUCUAUUUUGUUACUAAAUUGUAAUCAUCAUUUAUUGAGGUUAUUCCACCAUUUAACUCCCAAACAAAUUUGUAAUUCUUCUUACUAUCAGCCAUGCAAUUCUUGUAAUGUUAGUUGAGACAAUUUAGUAUUGAAUCAACUAAUUAUCUCAAAUUGAUAUUAUUCUUUAUUCUUAAUACUUAUUUGGUUGAUAUAGUGCUGAUAUCGUAAGGAUAAAUUCUGUUUUGGACACUCAAGGGAGUUAAAGGGUUAAGUCAGUUGUAAAAUACUGAAUUAUUAACUUAUUUUUCCAUAAAUUUCACUUAUGUUUGAAAAUGAGCUGUUUACUUGGCUAAAAUAUUGAAAAGAUAAAACCAAAUGGUCAUCAUCAGGAUAAUUCAUUUCUUACCCAAAUGAUGACCAAGUGUCUAAAAUGUUUAGUUUUCUACUUUUUAAAACAUUUUGGCCUUGUUAAUGCAUGUAGUUCAUUUACAUAAUUUUUUGUCUAAAUGGCUACAUGUGUACAGCACAUGUUAAAAAUUUACAAAAAUUUUACUUUGCAGCAUUUGUGUUACCCUAUAGUACAUAUCUAUCUUUGUAUUACUUCUAUUUAUCAUAUUCUAUUAAAACUCUCAUGCCCCUCUAGUUGGUUAAUUAAACAAACAAAGCAAACAACAACAAAAACAACAAUAAAAAAAACAACAGAAUCAUCAGUCUGCAGACCUUGGAGAGGAUGUUGGCAACUACACUGAGAAUAUAAAAAUCAGCCAUGCUUAUGCAUUGAAAUUUUGGGAAAAAUUUCUAUCUGAUUUAUUCCUGUUUACUGAAUUGCUUAUUUACUUUAAAGCAGCAUCUUUUUUCGACAAUUCAGCCAAAAUUAAAAAUUUAAAUCAAGCAUUUGUUGAUGGAAAAACUUUUCUUUUUUUCCUACAGGUUUCCUCAGAAAGGUUUAUGGCAUUCUUACUGCCCAACUUAUGCUCACCAUUUUUGUGGCGGGAGUAUUUAUGUACACAGAAAGCAUCAAAACUUUUGUUCAGGGAAGGUACUGUGUGGAAAAUCUAUAAUUUCAAAUUGUAAUUGUUUGCCACCCAAGAGUGCUCUCUACAUCUUAAUAGUCUGUAAAGCAGACAAGGGAGGAGAAUGAAACAAAUUAUCAAUUAGGGAAUAUUUUUAUACAAAGCCAAUUUCCCAGCACCAGCUACUAAUUGUAAAGACUGUGUGGUUAUCUGUUGAUAGAAUCACUCUGCAGAUCUUUUGAUAACUACAGAUGUACAAUAUACUUGUCACUGUCAGUAUCAUGCUAUUUUGUCUGUGCAGUGUAUGAGCCUUAUGAGCACUUUCAUUAAUUGUUAAAUACUUAGUUGAAAAAAUUCCCCAAUGAGGGCUGUAUACAUUGGCACAAGCAUGGGUUGAAAGUCCAGUGCAUAGAAGAAGAAGUACUGAAGAAAGAUAAUGGGUGUCUGCACAUGGCAAUGAUAGCAUAGAGUUCCAGAAUGAUACUGUUUCUAACUGUCUUCUGGUCGAAGGUGGUUUGAAAGAGAAAAAAUUUACCAAUAGAGACUUUCUAGUGCACAUUUAGAGAAUUUAUCCUCGUAUUUAUCAUUUCUAUUUUCUUGAAACAAUGUCUCUUGUAGACCUGAGGUUUUGAUGAUGGCAUUUAUCCUGUCACUUGGUCUGCUAAUUGGACUGAUGUUCAAGCGCAAAGAACAUCCAACCAACAUGUACCUUUUGGGUGCAUUUGUAAGUUUGAAAUUGAAAUUGUACUGUAAAAAAUAUCAGUUUUGGUUAACCCUUUGACCCCUAAGAAUGACUGGCAUCUAAUUUCACCAUAUAAUAUCACCCCUGAAUCAAACAUUAAGGUAACAUGAACAAAGGAAAUCAUCACCACCUUAUGGAGCUCUUGAUUUUGAAAGAAAUUCUUUGUGUCAGCACCUUGAGAAAUGUAUAGAUUACAGUAUGGAGAAUAUACAUGUAUAUGUUGUGGUUCAAUUUUAUCCUUGGUUAAAAUUUUAUUUUCUUUUGUUUUUGGGUAUUGUAAUGUAUGAUAAUGAGUUUGAAACAAAGGAAAAUAAAAUUGAAAUCAGGAAGAAAAUUAAACCACAACAUACAUAAUGGUGGUAGGGUGUAAAGGGUUAAUGGUCACCAAGCUGACUUGCUGACCCCUGAUUUAUCUUGAAGCUCAAACAUUUAGGGAAACUGAAAAAGGUCACGUUAUCAGAAGCUUAGAGUAAAUGAAAAAAUUUCAUGUAAAUUUGGGGAGGAAAGGGGAAGUUUAUUUUAUCAUUAUUUAUAAAAUCAACAUUUUAAUCUAAUUUGUUACAAAACAUAGAGGCUAAGAGAAGUUUAUAACGCUGCACCUAAGUUUAAUUUAUGCCACUCUUCUACCACUAAAACCCUUAACUGGACUGACAAUGUUCUUGUAAUAUAAGAAAGAAUUUAAAAUGGAUUAACAAUACAAAUAAACAUGUAAAGUUAGACUCAGUACCAUUUGUUUUCACCUGUUGUGUAUUGAGACAAACAUGGUUUCAGUAACUGAGCUGAAAGAAUAUUUAAAUAAGCUGGAUAGAAAUGAAAGUUAGUGGCCAGAUUGAGUUAAGAAAGUUGAUCAAUGACUGAAGUUGAGGGGAAAUGGUUCAUGCUACCUGUAGAUUGGGGUGCAAGUCAGUUAGGGUUGGAGUUAUUAGGAGUCAUUUGUAAUUAAACAAAUAUUCUUAGAAUGGUGCAUUUUAUUUCAGACACUAUCAGAAGCUUAUACUGUUGGUACACUGGGUAAGUUUUGACAUCUUGAUCUUAUGACCUAAGUGGUACUCCUAUAUCCUUGCCAUGGGUAUAGAAACACCUCCCACAGCUAGUAGGCUGUGGGUAACCUUAUAGAAGGCUUUCUAUUACAAUGCAGGCUAAAGAAAAAUUAAAUUAAGGGUUUGAGACUUAAUCGAAAUUGCUGCUGAAGGAAAAAAAAAGCUGAAUGGUAUGGGAUUGGUUGGUAUUUCCAAAAAAGAAGAUGGAAAAGUUUGGAUAGAUGCCAAUUUUUUUGUUUUCCCCAUCACUAUACUGGUUUUUUUGAAAUUUAGUUUUCUUAUCAUUGAGAGAUUCCUUUCUUGUUGUACUUUAAAUAGUUUGUGGUCAACCUGUGUAGUCUUGAACCCACUAACCCUUUUGGUAGAGCAUGAGGUGCUGUUUGAUGAAAAUAGUGGCAACUGUACACCUUCAAAAAUGGCACCUUGUGUGUGUACACGUGUAUGGAAUAUCAAUCCUCUAUCUUUGUUGUGUUAUUUUUCCAAUUUCUUUUGGUUCCUGGCCUCCAGUAAUAAAUCUUUUAUACCACAAGAUUUCCCAAUCAGAUUUAAGGCAACUUGUUUCACUGGUGGAGGUUUUCCUUUAUGUGAUUCUGGUAUCACUUUUAUAGUACCAAUAGACUAAACCUUUAAAUAAGACAAAAAAAGUAAGAAAAGACAAUCUUUUCCAUUACAGUUACAUUUUAUGACCAAGUGCUGGUGCUGGAAGCAUUUGUGCUGACUGUGGCAACAACCACGGCAUUGACAAUGUACACAAUGCAAAGCAAGAGAGACUACAGUUCGUGGGGUGCUGGGUAUGUUUGUUUGUUGUAUUUUUUGGUCAAGAUCAAGAUCAAGCUUAUGGAUACAAACUGAAGCUUGUGAUAGUCAAUUCAUAAUCACAUGCAGCACUGUAAUCAAACAUUGUAUUUCAUCUUUAUGAAUGGACAUCUCAAAUUGUCUUUUUACCUAUCACAAUAAAUAUAGGUUAAUUAUUUGUAUUAAGGUUUGAAUGAGGUUGGGGUUUGGACAAUCAGUGGACACUCAACGCUAUUCUAUAAGCAGGUAGUUUGUUUAAAUGAGAUGAACAAUUUUCCAGCUUUCAGAGCUGGAAGACUUGACGCUAAUCCUAAAAGGCAUUAAUAGCACAGGUCUUUGUUGUUAUCAGGGUGAAGAUGAUGAAAUCAACAUUGAUAGUUCCUUUUUUUUUUGUCUACAGCCUGUUCACUCUUUUGUGGAUCCUCAUUUUAGCUGGGUUUCUGCAGGUUGGUUUAUGUAGAAGCAGGAUACUUGCUUUAGUAAAAUAUGAACUACUCUUACUUUCAUUCUGUGCCAUAUCUUGCGAAUUUUUAUCAGUUUCUUGCUAAAAACAGCCAGUGCUUCAAGUUGCUAUCAGUUUUUUUCUUUGAAAUGAUGCAAAAAUGGAGAUAAAAAUUCUGAAUGGAUUUAUUUGGGAUCACGUACCAAAAUUACUUUCAAACUCAGACCUUUUGAGCUUCUUAUUUAUUUCAGGAGUGUUAAUAGUGUUUUGACCGAUCAAUCGGUUUUUAGAGAUUUGGGAUUAGGGUAAAUCUGAGCAUAAUAUUGCUCAAUAAUAUUUUUUUUACAUAAUUGGCAAAGGGACAUUCUCACGUUAUGUCUAGAUAUUUUUUGAUAUGAUGUGUGUUCUUCUGUAAACAAAACAAGCAUUUCAAUUAAGUUACUAAUUGUUUUAUCUUUCUACAACUUUGUUUUUCAGUUUUUCUUCCACAGCGAGACCUUUGAGCUUGUGUAUGCCAUAGCUGGUGCUCUGCUGUUCUCAGCUUUCAUUGUGUUUGAUACUCACAUGUUAAUGCACAAACUUUCACCAGAGGAAUACAUUUUGGCAUCAAUCAACCUCUACCUGGACAUGAUCAAUCUCUUCAUCGAGAUCCUGAGAAUCCUAAAUUCUAUGAAGAAGAACUGA
Messenger RNA from Pocillopora meandrina, 5532 nucleotides. The record is from the annotation of a GenBank genome assembly. NCBI's taxonomy places the organism in Eukaryota, Metazoa, Cnidaria, Anthozoa, Scleractinia, Pocilloporidae.